Molecule: messenger RNA, 4685 nt
Organism: Anguilla rostrata (American eel)
Lineage: Eukaryota; Metazoa; Chordata; Actinopteri; Anguilliformes; Anguillidae
Gene: mybpc3
Product: myosin binding protein C3
Exons: 32
Coding region: 118-4290 (1390 amino acids)
Molecular function (GO): myosin heavy chain binding
Source: RefSeq, a predicted model, not a curated record
AAGGAGUGGGAGGAUACUCCAGCCUCACUCUGGGAGAGGGGUCGAGAGGUUUAUUAACGCCACAGAGCGUGGGUUGUAAAGUCUGUCUUUCAAGACACAGAAGGACACUCAAUCAACAUGCCAGAGCCAGUCAAAAAACCAGUCUCUGCCUUCAAAAAGAAACCUAAGACUACAGAAGCUGUAAUCGGAGGAGAUGCAGUGUUCAAGGCAGAGACAGAGAAGCCAGCUGCCAAGGUGAAAUGGCAACGGGACUCCACAGAAAUCACAGAUAGUGAUAAAUAUGUCAUCACCACAGACGGGAAUAAGCACUCACUCACCAUCAAAAAUAUCACUAAAGAAGACGGUGCAGUCUACGCUGUGAUUGCCGGGAGUUCAAAGGUCAAAUUUGAGCUCAAGGUGAAGGAACAAGGAGAGCAAAUUGAGAAUGGCUCCAGUGGGACUCAAGAUCCACCACCUGCUUCUGCAGAAGAGCAAGCUCCAUCUCCUGCUUCUGCUGAAGAACCUGCUGCUCCAGCAACACCAGCUCCUGCUGAAGAACCUGCUGCUCCAUCUCCUGCUCCUGCUGAAGAACCUGCUGCUCCAGCAACACCAGCUCCUGCUGAAGAACAUGCUGCUCCAUCUCCUGCUCCUGCUGAAAAAUCUGCUGCUCCAGCAACACCAGCUCCUGCUGAAGAACCUGCUGCUCCAUCUCCUGCUCCUGCUGAAAAACCUGCUGCUCCAUCAACACCAGCUUCUGCUGAAGAACCUGAUGCUCCAGCAACACCAGCUCCUGCUGAAGAAUCUGCUGCUCCAGCACCCACAGUUCCAGCUGAGGGGCAGCAGGAGAGUGCAGCACCUGAACAUUUGUCAGAGAACCAGCUGCCAGACACAAGGCAGGACCUUACUGGACUCUUCAUGGAGAAACCACAAAGUGGGGAGGUGAAUGUAGGUGGAAACAUCACAUUCACAGCCAAGGUGUGUUCCUCCACCCUCCUGAAGAAGCCCACUAUCAGGUGGUUCAAGGGGAAGUGGAUGGAUCUGGCCAGCAAGGCAGGGAAACACCUGCAGCUGAAGGAACUGUAUGACCGAAACACCAAAGUGUACACCUUUGAGAUGCAGAUCAUCGGUGCCAAGCCCAACUAUGCUGGUGGAUAUCGAUGCGAAGUGUCCUCCAGAGAUAAAUUCGAUAGCUGCAACUUUGAACUCACUGUGCAUGAUGCCCCAUCUGUUGGAGAGGUUGAUAUCCGUGCAGCAUUCAGACGCACGAGCAUUUGCGCGGGAGGAAAAAAGAAGAGUGGAGCAGGUGGAAGUAGCAUUGAUGGUGGUGAGGAGGCUGGAGAGCUGGACUUCAGUGCUCUACUGAAGAAAAGACACGCCCUUUCUCUGUGCUGGUCCAGAUCUGUCCAGGUCAACACAGGGCCUGAAGUGGAUGUCUGGGAGAUCCUUCAGAAUGCGCCAGCCUCAGAGUAUGAGAAGAUUGCCUUCCAGUAUGGCAUCACUGACCUACGUGGUAUGCUGAAAAGAUUGAAGAAGAUGAAGAAGGAGGAGAAGAAGAGUGCAGCAUUUCUGAAGAAGCUGGAGCCAGCCUACCAAGUAGAGAAGGGUCACAAAAUCAAACUUACCAUUGAAGUGGCCAACCCGGAUGCAGAGGUGAAAUGGUUGAAGAAUGGUCAGGAAAUCCAUCCAAGUGGGAGCAAGUACAUAUUUGAAAGCAUUGGCAACAAGCGGCUACUCACUAUUAAUCACUGUUCAUUGGCUGAUGAUGCUGCUUACACCUGUGUGAUCGGAGAUGAGAAGUGUUUCACAGAGCUAUUUGUCAAAGAGCCCCCCGUCCUCAUCUUGCAUAACCUGGAGGAUCAGAUGGUGAUGAAGGGAGAACGUGUGGAGUUUGAGUGCGAGGUGUCUGAGGAGGGAAGCCCUGUCAAGUGGGAAAAGGAUGGUGUCGAACUGACAAGGGAUGAGGCAUUCAAGUAUCGUUUCAAAAAGGACGGAAGGAAGCACGUGCUGAUCAUCAAUGAGGCCACCAAAGAGGACUGUGGCCACUACAAGGUGAAGACCAAUGGGGGAGAGUCCACAGCAGAACUGCUGGUGCAAGAGAAACAGCUGGAGGUUUAUCAGAGCAUUGCAGAUCUGACGGUGAAGGCCAAAGAAGAGGCAGUAUUCAAGUGUGAGGUUUCGGAUGAAAACGUGAAGGGCAUCUGGUACAAAAAUGGCGUGGAGGUGAAACCUGAUGCAAGGACUCACAUCACGCAUAUCGGCAGGAUCCAUAAGUUGGCCAUUGAUGAUGUCAAACCUGAGGAUGAGGGAGACUACACGUUUGUUCCUGAGGGAUAUGCAUUUAACCUCUCAGCUAAACUCAACUUUCUGGAGGUCAAGAUUGACUUUGUUCCUCGGCAAGAUCCGCCAAAAAUCCACAUGGACUGUGUCGGCCACAUAGCCGAGUCUACCAUAGUGGUGGUGGCAGGAAACAAGCUACGGCUAGAUGUGCCCAUAACCGGAGACCCGGCCCCCACUGUGGUCUGGACUAAGUCUGAGAAGGGCAUAUCUAGUAAGCCGAGGAGCGACCAGUCCGCAGACGUGGAGUUCAUUGCCAAACUGAUGAAAGACGGGGAAGUAAUCACAAACGCUGACGGACGGAUCCACGUGGAGAGCACAAAGGGCCACUGCGUUUUCACCAUUGAGGGGGCGGAGCGGCAGGAUGAGGGCACCUACUCUGUCAUUGUCCGGAAUCCAGCGGGAGAAGACACUGCUGACAUCACCGUGAAAGUAGUUGAUGUACCUGAUCCUCCCCAGGCGCCUAAAAUCCUCAGUGUUGGUGAGGAUUCUUGUGUAGUGACAUGGGAGCCCCCACUGUUUGAUGGUGGCCAACCAGUCCUGGGCUAUGUUCUGGAGAGGAAGAAGAAGAAGAGCUAUCGCUGGAUGAGGCUGAACUAUGAUUUAUUCAAGGAGCUGACCUAUGAGGCCAAGAGGAUGAUUGAGGGCGUGGAAUACGAGAUGAGGGUCUAUGCAGUGAAUACUAUUGGCAUGUCUGGACACAGUCCUGCCUCCCAGCCAUUUGUGCCAAUUGCUCCUACCAGCGAACCCACUGGCCUGAGUGUGGAUGACAUCAGUGACACCACUAUUUCCCUAAAGUGGAGAGCCCCAGAGCGUAUGGGGUCCGCUCCCUUCGAUGGCUAUGGGGUUGAGUACUGCAAGGAAGGCACGGAUGAGUGGGUCCCGGCCUUCGAAGGUUUGAUAGAUCGCAACUCGGUCAUCAUCCGCGACCUCCCGACGGGUGAGAAGAUGCAGUUCCGCGUGCGGGCCUACAACCUGGCUGGCCCCAGUGAACCUGCCACUCUUGCUCAGGCUGUCACCAUCCAGGAAAUCAUGCAGCGCCCCAAAAUCUGGAUGCCUCGAAAUCUGCGUCAGACUUUGGUGAAGAAGGUCGGAGAAACAAUAAAUAUAGUGAUCCCCUUCCAGGGAAAACCUCGGCCUAAGGUUACCUGGACUAAAGAUGGGGAGCCUCUGGACCCUAAGAAGGUCAGCAUCCGGAACAGCGACACAGACUCCAUCCUGUUUAUUCGCACGUCCGACCACAAAGACACAGGGGGGUAUGAAGUGAAUGUGCAGAUUGAAAAUGUGGAGGACAAGGCCAAUGUCACCAUUCAGAUCGUGGACGUGCCAGGCCCACCUCAGAACCUAAAAAUUCAGGAUGUGUGGGGCUUCAACGUUGCUCUGGAGUGGAAACCACCAAAAAACAAUGGGAACUGUGAUAUCACUGGCUACACCAUCCAGAAAGCUGACAAAAAGACCAUGGAGUGGUUCAAUGUGUAUGAGCAUUACCGACGCACUAACUGCGUGGUGUCUGACCUCAUUAUGGGCAAUGACUACGUCUUCCGUGUCUACGCCGCCAACAUGGUGGGCCUGAGUCCGGAGCCCUGCUUCUCCAAGGAUAGCGCCUACAUCCAGAAGACAGGAAUAGUUUACAAGCCACCGGUCUACAAAGAGCACAACUUCUCAGAGGCCCCAAAAUUCACUCACCCAUUGGUGAACCGUUCAGUGAUAGCAGGGUACAACGCCACCUUGAGCUGCUCAGUGAGGGGAAUUCCAAAGCCCAAAGUGAUCUGGUACAAGAACAAAGUGGACAUUUCCAAUGAAGCCAAGUAUAGGAUGUUCAGCAAGCAGGGGGUCCUGACUCUGGAAAUUCGGAAGCCCUGCCCCUUUGACGGAGGCGUGUACACGUGCAAAGCCAUCAACGACUCUGGGGAAGACAUCGUAGAGUGUAAACUAGAAGUCCGAUCUCAAGUCACCAAAGAAGAUAUGAAGAAAUGAGCGAGGAUGCAGUUUCCUAGGCAACAGUGGCUGCCAAAGUCACUGGGGAAUCCCGGGCAAGCUCACGCAGGACGACCGUGAUCUUUCAGAAGAGUAUUUUAUCGGAAUUCAUUCAUGUUCAUUCAUUCACACUACGCCGUAUUGCAGUUUGUGUUCUUGUGUGUCAUAGGACCCCCAGUAGUGAGAUGGCAUGAUCUCGUUGAGAGAAUUAGUUCUUUGAGUAAUGUAGCACAUGAAGCUAAAAUGGUGACAUAACUUGCAGUUGUUCAACCACUGAUCCAUCUUUCUGAGAAAGUGGAGCAACCACAGCAUUUCAUUUUAUGUUAAUGUUUCUGAGCACCUUCGGAUAUAUGUAUUCCUGCUUAAUUUAUGAAAUAAACCUGGCGCUCAUUGAC